Molecule: messenger RNA, 834 nt
Organism: Bradysia coprophila
Lineage: Eukaryota; Metazoa; Arthropoda; Insecta; Diptera; Sciaridae
Biological process (GO): detection of chemical stimulus involved in sensory perception of smell; sensory perception of smell
Cellular component (GO): plasma membrane
Molecular function (GO): odorant binding; olfactory receptor activity
Source: RefSeq, a predicted model, not a curated record
AUGAGACUGGGGGUUGUGCGGGCCAAUACGAUUGUUUUAUAUCAUCAUCAGAAAUGAAUACAUUAACUAGUGCUUUAAUUUGUUAGAAAUUUCAAUAGGGUGUCUCCAGACAUGUGUCAGUAGAAGAAAACGUAUUAUUCUUCUUUAAUUCAUAGACAAUUUAUCGAUGAAAGAAGAACAUGUGUUCGAUUCGAGGUCCAACUACGGGUACAUGUCCGCAGCCUGGUGAGUGCGCUAAUAUAACAAAACACUAACUCUCGUUAUAAUCUGAUAAAUUGAGCCUUACUGGAGGAAAACUAAAGAGAGUGGUCGUAUUAGCCCGUAUGGCUUGGCUAUGAUAAUUGAUAAAGCGUUCUGAAUUAUUUCGUUAAAUUUUCGUCUCAGAUACAUGAAACAAGUGAAGAAAAUGUACGAGCUGAAGUUUUUCGUUUACUUUAUCGUCAGCUAUCUGGGCGAAGUGCUGUGUUUGUACCAAAUUAAUAAGAUCAAUUGGAUACCUGGCUACACAACCGCUUGUAUAGUCUUCAUUGAAAUGAUGUUUUACUGUUAUGUCGGCACACAACUAAGCAUUAUGGAUGACAAAAUGUGUCUCGAUCUUCAACAAACUGAUUGGUACUCAUUUGACUUGCACUCUCAGAAAAUGGUUCAGAAGAUGUUGCAUCUAUGUCAGCAGCCUAAUCAAAUAUCACUAAAACCUCUGGGAACAUUAAAUAUGGUCACAGGCAUUCAGAUUGUUAAAGGAAUCUACACAUACUACACUCUUCUAACGGAGCUAUUCUAGAGGUAGCAACGCAUUGAUGUUUUCUUGUUGAUUGUUCGUUGCUCCUUAUGAUU